Molecule: messenger RNA, 2058 nt
Organism: Frankliniella occidentalis (western flower thrips)
Lineage: Eukaryota; Metazoa; Arthropoda; Insecta; Thysanoptera; Thripidae
Product: caldesmon-like
Exons: 5
Coding region: 436-1527 (363 amino acids)
Source: RefSeq, a predicted model, not a curated record
AGUCAUCAAGGAGACCGUGACUGUGCAAGUCUGCGCCUGCGCCGGCUGGGAACCGCGAAACUCUGGAACGUUUUAAAAGUAGUUAUUUUUUCGGUGCGUCAACUUGGGAAAUUUACCUAAAGAAGACAAGUUUCGUUUAAAGUCCAAGGAUUGUUCCCACACUCCGUGCUUUCGUGCUGUGUCGUCCAGAUAACCUCCCCAGCGACGCCGCGGCGGCGUGGUCCGUGUCCGUCCGUGCGGCCGGUACGGUCCGGCAUAUGUUCUUCGGAAAAAGUGUGUUUUAAAAUUGAUUGUUCGGCUAUUACCUCAGAGACAUUAAACCGUGUCGUUUGUAAACUGUGAGGACAAGUGAUAAGUGAUAAGUGCUCCACGUGGCGACAACCUCAAGAUAGGACCACCACUUGACCGGAGCUGCUCUCCCAACGCGUCCUACGAAUGGCGCUGUGCUGCAGAGUGGAUGGGGAUGGGGGCGACUGCAUGGUUAGAGACAGGGCUCUAGACACAGCUACUGAAGCGCUGAAAGUGAAUGAGGAUUUAUUUGUGAUGCUGAUAGCUGAUGCCGAAUCUGAUGCUGAGUGUCCUAAUGGUGAAGGAAAGCUGCAGCCCCUAAUGCUUUCCGCACACGGCUUUGGUGAAUGGACAGCGGAACAAGACAAAGAUUUGAGUGAUUUGAGGAGAAAUUUGAAGACGGAAAAGGAGGCUGAUGGAGGUAAAGAUGAAGGUGAAGAUAAAUGUGGAGAUACAGGUGCAGAUGCAGGCAAAGAGUCAAGAAAAGAUAAAAGAAACAGAAAAUCAAAGGAGAGGAAAAAAUUGAAGAGGAAGAAGGCGGUGGAAGAGGCAAGACAAGCUAAGGUGGCAAAAAAGGCAGCAGGCAACCAGCAGAAUGAAGGACAGCAAGAACCUCCGUUUCCCAGAAUAAAUCCUGCACAAGGCUUUAUUGAUAAGUGGAAAGUGGAACAAGACACAGAUUUGAGUGAAUCGAGUAGAAAUUGGAAGAUGGAAAAGGGGGCUGAUGGAGGUAAAGAUGAAGGUGAAGAUAGAUGUGGAGAUACAGGUGCAGAUGUAGGCAAAGAGUCAAGAAAAGAUAAAAGAAACAGAAAAUCAAAGCAGGAAAGGAAAAAAUUGAAGAGGAAGAAGGCGAGGGAAGAGGCAAGACAAGCUAAGGUGGCAAAAAAGGCAGCAGGCAACCAGCAGAAUGAAGGACAGCAAGAACCUCCGUUUCCCAGAAUAAAUCCUGGACAAGGCUUUAUUGAUAAGUGGAAAGUAGAACAAGACACAGAUUUGAGCGAAUCGAGUAGAAAUUGGAAGACGGAAAAGGAGGCUGAUGGAGGUAAAGAUGAAGGUGAAGAUAAAUGUGGAGAUACAGGUGCAGAUGCAGGCAAAAAGUCAAGAAAAGAAAAAAGAAACAGGGCAAAGGAGAGGAAAAAAUUGAAGAGGAAACAAAACAACAACAAAAGGCGGCAGAGAGGAAAAAAGGAAGAAGACAGAGAAGCAAACUGGCAAGAUGUCUGGAGACCAGUAUCAUGAUAAACAUUUAUCUUCCUGUAUUACAUACAAGUCACCUUUAUGUCAGUGCUUAGGUGAAGGGUCACUGACCCGACCCUGAAAUAUGUUAUCAGCAUGUUAGAAAUGUGCGGUUGAUAUGUUUGUUAGUAUGAUUGUGAGUGUGGCUGUGGCUGUGAGUCUAUACACUUCAGUACAUCAUAAAACGAUUUUCAGAAGGUGAAUGUGAUAUUUAAAGUAAAUCAAACUGUCUUUUUGUCGAGCAUGUAAGGACUUGCUGUGCAGCUCUUGUUUCAGUUAAAGAAUCAAACUGUGGGCACAAGUUACCAGCUAAUUAGAAACUGGUAAAUCAUCUGAGAUGUGUACAGUAGCAAUGAGCUAUCAAUCAAUUUUGUUACACAAAUACUAUUUUGAAUAUACUUUUAUGUUCUUUAUAAGAUUUUAGUUUCUUUUUGUUUAGUAAACAAUUAUUAGUGAAGUGUAAUGAAAUUUUGUACAGUAUUGAGUGACUGUUGUUAAUAAAUAUCAUCAAUAAUAUAAUAUUGUUAAAAAGUA